This is a messenger RNA of Abrus precatorius (Indian licorice), 2004 nucleotides long. Its product is annotated as beta-glucuronosyltransferase GlcAT14A-like. The record is from RefSeq and is a predicted model, not a curated record. Gene Ontology annotation, molecular function: glucuronosyltransferase activity. Lineage: Eukaryota; Viridiplantae; Streptophyta; Magnoliopsida; Fabales; Fabaceae. Gene Ontology annotation, cellular component: membrane. The transcript is spliced from 5 exons. The coding region runs from base 251 to 1540 and encodes 429 amino acids.
AUUUAACAAAUCAAAUCUCUCUCUGAAUCUUAGUUUUCAUGCGUUCAACAUUAGAUCCUCUUUCUCUCUCAUGAUUCUUUAUUCUUAGACGUGGACGGGUCCUGCAUCAUAAACUGAUUCUAUUCAAAGACAGAGAGUAUUGAGAAGAUAUAUGAAGUGGAUGCUAAAUAUGUUUAUUUUAGUGGCUGCUUGAUGGUGAAUUGGGAAUUUAUGUUUCAAUGAUUCGUGGAAUCUAGAAUGUGAAGUAUCCAUGGUAGAUAGUUCUCACUUUUCAGUGAUGGGAUUCUUAAACUUAGAGAAGAAAUGGUUGUUUCCUCUCAUUCUGUGUUCUGCGGUAUGCAUGCUCCUUCUAGUAACAUCCUUCAACAUGGGUCUUGUCUCUUCAACUCAUUCCAUCAAUUCACUAUUCUUUUUUCUCCCAUCUCAUUUACGAUCGAACCAAACUGCGCCGUUUUUUGUGGAGAAGAAGAGUUCUCCUGCUCCAGCUCCUGCUAGGCCUGCAAUUCCUCGUUUUGCAUAUUUGAUUUCUGGCUCCAAAGGCGAUUUGGAAAAGCUUUGGAGAACUCUUCAUGCACUAUAUCAUCCACUAAACCAUUAUGUUGUUCAUUUGGACCUCGAAUCCCCACUUGAGGAAAGGAUGGAGCUUGCACAUAGAAUUGAAAGACAGCAUGUCUUUGCUGAGGUUGGAAACGUUUAUGUAAUUACAAAGGCUAACAUGGUCACUUAUAGAGGACCAACGAUGGUUGCUAAUACUCUUCAUGCCUGUGCCAUUCUGCUCAAGAGAAGUAAAGACUGGGACUGGUUUAUUAAUCUUAGUGCUUCAGACUAUCCUCUUGUGACUCAGGAUGAACUACUACAUGCUUUUUCAGAUUUAGAUAGAUGCCUUAACUUCAUUGAGCACACAAGUCGGUUAGGAUGGAAACUAGAUAAACGAGCAAUGCCUUUAAUUGUAGACCCAGGGCUUUACAUGUCAACCAAAUCUGAUGUAUUUUGGGUCAAUCCUAAGAGAACUUUACCAGAUGCUUUUAAACUAUUCACUGGUUCAGCAUGGAUGGUAUUAUCACACGAAUUUGUUGAAUAUGUAAUCUGGGGAUGGGAUAAUCUACCAAGGACACUUCUCAUGUACUACACUAAUUUUGUUUCUUCCCCUGAAGGCUACUUUCAAACUGUUGCAUGCAAUGUGCCUGAAUUAGCUAAAACUCUUGUCAAUAGUGACAUGCAUUUUAUUGCCUGGGACAACCCUCCUAAGCAGCACCCUCAUGUCCUUAAUAUCAAUGACACAGACAAAAUGAUUGAAAGUGGUGCUGCCUUUGCUAGAAAAUUUAAUCAAGAUGACCCUGCCUUGGAUUUGAUUGAUAAAAAGUUGCUCCAUAGGAGAAAUGGACUAUUUCCUCUCGGCGGUUGGUGCACGGGUAAGCCCAAAUGUUCUGAGAUUGGGAACAUUUAUAAACUCAAACCUGGUCCUGGAUCUGAAAGGCUUCAUCGCUUCGUAGCUGAGCUAAUUUUGAAGGCUAAAUCUGGUGAGGAUCAGUGUAAAUAGCUCCUAUUUGGAACUUUUGUGGUUGGAGAUUGAAGAGUGUCAGAUAGAUGAUGGUUAUUUUUAUAACCAGAUACAUUAUUUCAGCAUCUAGAUGAAGGGAUAUAACUUUGAGGUUGGAAAGCGAUUGAACAUCAAAUGUAGUUAGCUUGGUAUAGCACAUCAAUCCCAGAUAUUAACUUGGCCAUAAUUAGUAGCUUCUAUGUGAAGUACCAAAGAUGGCAUGAGGGUCAUCUUUCUUUUUGUAGGUCCUUUUUACAUAGAGGUUACACAUUUUUUAUAGCAGCAUCAUGAUCCUGGAAUUUUAUAGAUUUUUAUCAAUGUUUUUUUUUUGUUAUUUUACUUCAUGUUUCAUGAAUCAUGAUCCUUUUGAUAGACAACAGAAUUUGGAUUAUUAGAUUUUAGACUCAGUCAGCCAAAACCUCUGCUAGACAUUUUUAUAUAUCAUGGUUAAUAUUUCAGUGGCU